GUAUAGAUUUCUGAAGUUUUGUGUCAGUCAGUCGCGAUGCAGGCUCAUCAUGCUAUGCCGGACUUCCGGUGCCGGAACAAUUGCCAGCACAAGGAGUGCCAGCGGCAUGCCCCGCUGGGCAUCAUAGACCAGCACACGCAAUGCAAGUGCUUGGGUGAAGUGAAUGCCUCAUCGAUAUUUUUGGAGAAUGUGCUCGACUUGGCCAAUUCGUUGUCGCAAAUAAUGAUCAUUUGCGGCCUGCACGAAUGCAAGGCCAAGUCCACAGUUGACAUUAUAACGUACGCCUUUCUGCACUACGAUCAGGUGUGCUACUGCAUUGACACGGUGCCCAAGAAACGGCUACGAAAGGAGGACAUCUUCCACGAGCUGGGCAAAAAGUCAUUGAUGAACAAGGUGGAGGCCCACCUCGCCUACAACAUCAUCAAGCGCGGCUUCAAGGCCUUCUACUACGAGCCCAAGCAGGAGCUGACCUACGAUGAUCAGGGCAGGCCCAGCUACAAUGACGAGUGCGUGUGGGUGCAUGCGGCGCGUAAGACGGCCGAGAGCUAUGCACGCUUCGACGGCCUGUCCUGCAAUGAGCAGAUGGCGUACGAGGCCAAGAUCAAGAUCGUCUACAAGAAGUUCUACGAUCGCAUGCAGACACGCAAGCGCCAGCCGGAGGGUGAUGAUUGUAACUGUUGCUUCUGCGCCAAGAAGCGUGGACAUCUUGUCUAUGCCAAGGAGCCGGUGCCGUGCAGCACCAAACGCAAGCCGAAGCACGUGUGCCCGUAUUGCUGCAAGAAGAAGCGGAAGCAAUCGUACACCCAUCCCGCUCGCCCGUCCGCCAAGUGCCCCAAGUGCCACAAGUCGCGCAAGUUCUGUUGCUGCACCAAGAUGGACUUCAAUCUGCAAUGGGUCAAGAGUAUCUGGGAUCGUCCCGAUUUCAAUCAGUAUUACAAGAACGAAAUCGCCGAGAUCGAACAGCGUUUGGUCAAGGGCUCUUGCUGGCUGCCCCCAGAGCCAAUCGGCGCAGAUGGCGGCGAUGGCGAAGAGGCCGAGGAGGAGGAGGAAUUCUCACCGGAAGCACAAUUGGCUUUAGGUGGCAAGAACGUGGGCCUCCUGCCCAAGGAGGAUGAAGAAGAGCCAACAGAGCCUCCACCUCCAGCUGAGACCGAACCAGCUGCCGAGCCACCCAAGGAAGAGGACCAAUAAACCGUCAACAAAAUAUGCACUAAUUUUUACCAAAAAGGGAUUUAAUUGGGAAAUCAUCAGUAUCAUUAAAAAUUCUAUGUACUCUUUCAAAUCAAUGACUUUUUCUUUAGGCCCGACUUGAAGCGGAAUAAAAAUGCGAUAUUCAAGUCCUUCA
Drosophila navojoa is the source of this 1345-nucleotide messenger RNA. RefSeq lists its product as uncharacterized. Lineage: Eukaryota; Metazoa; Arthropoda; Insecta; Diptera; Drosophilidae. The record is from RefSeq and is a predicted model, not a curated record.